AUCCUUAUUCCACUGCCAGCUGAGAGGCACCCCUAAUAAAUAGUUCCAUCCCCUUGACUUUAUCAGCAACAAUUUCAUGCCCUUCCCGUGCAUCUCUCUCCUUAUCAAUUUCUUCCACAACAAACGACCACAAUUAGUCUUUUCUUAUAUAUACGCGUUUUCUGUCUUCUAGGAGAAAAAGAAAAACUCAAAAGGCCAACCAUGGCAGCCUGUGGAAGCCUAGAACAUAUCUUUGAGAAGCCACUGCCAGAAAAUCCAACACUUCUUGAAUCUCUUACAUCAUGGAAACAAGUAAAGUCCAUGAAAAAGGUUGACGAUUCGUCGUUUACAGAAAUAUUUGGCGAAUUACAUUUUAAAGAAAAACAUGCUUCUGAAUCAUCUUCAUCCUCCCCUCUUCCUCAAUCCUCUCCAUCCUCAUCUUUGUCCUCAAAUUCAACGUUUUUUCCUGAUGUGAAUCAACAAUCUGAUAAUGAAAAACUCAACAGGGAGAAAAGGGAAAGCCCAAACAGCAAUAAUCAUGACAAAGCCAAGAGUCCAACAUCAAGUUAUUAUCCAACCUCCCGGCGUAGUGAUAGCUUUUCGUCUGUUAAUUCUGAUAGCUUAUCACUAUGCACCGAAGGGCUUGGAUUCGAAAGCUUUGAUGAUGUUGAGGAUCUGUUGAGGAAUGACAUUUGUAAUGAAUUUCAGCAUCAGGAGGAGAGUAAGAGUUUCACUAGAAAUACUCAAACAGGAAGUCAUUGGAGUGAAUAUUCAAAGAGAUCAAGAACAAGUAGAGGGUCGUUUCCUCCUCCCAUUUCUUGUAUAGGUAGGAGUGGGAAGCCAUGGGUGUGCUUUAAAUCAUACAGAGAAGACGGACGGUUUAUUCUUCAAGAGAUAAGAAUACCAACUCAGGAAUUCAUGCAUGCAUGUCGCGAAAAUGGACGUCUGAAGUUGCAAUUCAUUCAUUCUGAUGAAGAAAUUCUUGAAGAUGAUGAGGAAGAAGAUGAAGAUGAUGAUAACGCCGAGGAAAACAAUGGAGAAACCGAUAAAAAUGAUGAUGCUAAAUGCGAGGGCAUUCUGAAUGAAGAGGGAAGAGAAAAUGGAGAAGAGAAUGUUGCAAUCAACAACUACAACAUCUAAGAUAGCUCAUAACAUAGAGCUAGGAAAAUUCUCCAGUUUUAAUAUGCCUUUUUUGCAUUGCAAUGUGUAAGAUAAUUUUGCCUUUUUCUUCCUUUUUUUCCGUAAUGGUAUGCAAAUAAAGGUUGCAAAAGAUUAUUGAUUAUAAAUGUCCUUUGAAGAACAUGAACAGUUCUUUCCCCA
This is a messenger RNA of Olea europaea var. sylvestris, 1299 nucleotides long. RefSeq names its product protein FANTASTIC FOUR 1-like. Lineage: Eukaryota; Viridiplantae; Streptophyta; Magnoliopsida; Lamiales; Oleaceae. The coding region runs from base 202 to 1119 and encodes 305 amino acids. The record is from RefSeq and is a predicted model, not a curated record. The transcript has a single exon.